AUGGAUUACAGCUACUACGCUUCUGCCCACCCCCACCAGGCCUAUCAGUUCUAUGGCCUUCAACAUCCCCAGCCUGGAGCGCCAACCGCUGAGCAGUUUCAAGAUGUCCCGCCCAUGCAGCAGCAAAAUGGGUUCCAGACGUUCCAGCCCUAUGGCUUUGAGCCUUCUGUGCACGGCGGCCAUCAUGUCCCCGAUAUCCUGCCUCCCGAACCAUUUCGGACUGAGUUCCUAGACCCUACAAGUCAUGAUUCGAGUGACAACAAGCUGACAGACUCGUCUGUUCUUCAUCCUUCUACUGCGACGGAGAACAGUGAUGAGCCCAUACUGGAUCCUGCGCAGAACCAGCGUAGUAGUAGUGAGGAAAAGGACAAUUUGACGCCAGCACAGAGUCGUCGAAAGGCACAAAAUAGAGCUGCCCAAAGAGCUUUCCGUGAACGCAAAGAGCGUCGUGUACGAAACCUGGAGCAAGAGCUCACUGAAUACAAACAGAAUAUGAACUCUCUCCUCGAAGACAACGAAUGCCUCAAGCGUCAGAUAGCUAAAGUUGCCACUGAAAACGAGAUCCUUCGUGCCACAUCCUCUGCCAACCGUUGCUCUGAGGGCCACCGCGAACCCUCACCCGUCACUACAGGCCCCAUGAGAUACUCGCCCACUGAUUACCCCCUCCCAACCCAUCACAAGAAAUCCACUCCCGUUCAUCGCAUCAGGGUUCAUGAGACGACGGGCGAGAAGCUCUUAGACGCCUCAGCUACGUGGGAUCUCAUUGUGAACCGUUUAGCGGAUGAGAAAGUUCGAGUUGAUGUGCAGGAUAUCUACAAUCGGCUGAAAGGCCAUGCUAUAUGUGACGGCACUGGGCCUGUGCUUGAGGAAGCACGUGUCAAAAGAGCGAUUGAAGAGAGUAUCGCUGCAGGAAAGGAUGAACUUAUCUAA
This is a messenger RNA of Ophidiomyces ophidiicola, 930 nucleotides long. It is a transcript of the gene YAP3, whose product is annotated as AP-1-like transcription factor. The record is from RefSeq and is a predicted model, not a curated record. Gene Ontology annotation, molecular function: DNA-binding transcription activator activity, RNA polymerase II-specific; transcription cis-regulatory region binding. Gene Ontology annotation, cellular component: RNA polymerase II transcription regulator complex. Lineage: Eukaryota; Fungi; Ascomycota; Eurotiomycetes; Onygenales; Onygenaceae. Bases 1 to 930 code for a protein of 309 amino acids. The transcript is spliced from 3 exons.